CAUCAAGAGACAUGCAAAUCCAAGAAAAGAAAGUCCCUCAUUUGGUUAUUUUGCCACUCCCAUUUCAGGGACACAUCAAUCCCAUGCUUCAACUGGGCAGUCUCCUACAUUCCAAAGGAUUCUCAAUCACCGUAAUUCACACUCAAACCAACUCUCCCAAUCCAGCCAACUUCCCCAACUUCAACUUCGAGCCCAUACCAGAUGGCUUAUCUGAUGGUCAGGCCUCAACUGAAGACCCCUUAACCGUCGUCUCCAUCCUCAACGACACAUGUCAAGUACCAUUCAAUGAUACCUUGUCCAGAUUGGUAUCGGACGGCCCACAUGGCCCGGUUACGUGCAUCAUCAAUGAUGAGCUUUUUCACUUCACUAAAGCCGUCGCUGACCAUUUGAAGCUCCCAAGAAUUUUGUUAUGCACCAGCAGUCCCACAUGUUCUAGCAUCAUGCUGUCUUUGACGCUUCUACAGCAAACUGGAGCCAUUUCCAUCACAGAAGGUCAGCCAAAUACACUUAUUCCUGAGAUUCCGCCACUCAGGAUCAAGGACAUUCCGGACUUCAGCACUACAGAUCCUGAUACAUUUGAGCGAUUGGCGGAAAACAUUCUCAAUGCGAUAAAGUCUGCUUUAGCUUAUAUCAUGAAUGGAUUCGACGAUCUUGAUCCAACUGCACUGGAAAAAGUUAGAGAAGAUCGUCAUCCCACACCACUAUUUACAGUGGGCCCUCUCUACAAAUUCUCUCCAGGAGCAUCAAACAGCUUAAUAACACAAGACCACAGCUGCAUGGCUUGGCUAGACAAGCAGCCACCGCAGUCUGUCAUUUACAUUAGCUUCGGGAGCGUAGCUUCUAUUGAUAAAACAGAACUCGAGGAGAUAGCUUGGGGGCUAGCCAAUAGUGACCAGCCCUUCUUGUGGGUGGUCCGCCCCGGCUCAAUCAAUGGUGACGAUUGGGUCGAACUGCCAGAAGGGUUUGAAGAGAAGACGCGAGAGAAAGGCCGGAUCAUUAAGUGGGCCCCACAACAAGAAGUGUUGGCCCACCCAUCAGUGGGAGGAUUUUGGACACACAAUGGUUGGAAUUCUACGUUGGAGAGCAUAUGUGAAGGGGUUCCAAUGUUAUGUUCUCCUUAUUUAUGGGACCAAAAUGUGACUGCUAGGUAUGUGAGCCAUGUUUGGAGGGUGGGGAUUCAACUUGAGAAUGGAUUCGAUAGAAGUGAGAUAGAGUGGGCCAUAAGAAGAUUGAUGGUGGAGAUUGAAGGGAAGGAGAUGAGAGAGAGGGUAGGUUGUCUGAAGGAAAUUGCAACGCGUUCUGUAGCAAAAGGAGGUUCUUCAUAUGAGUCAUUACAGAGUUUAAUUGAUCUUAUCAUGUCAUUGUAA
Magnolia sinica is the source of this 1367-nucleotide messenger RNA. RefSeq names its product UDP-glycosyltransferase 76B1-like. Gene Ontology annotation, molecular function: UDP-glycosyltransferase activity. The transcript is spliced from 2 exons. The coding region runs from base 12 to 1367 and encodes 451 amino acids. NCBI's taxonomy places the organism in Eukaryota, Viridiplantae, Streptophyta, Magnoliopsida, Magnoliales, Magnoliaceae. The record is from RefSeq and is a predicted model, not a curated record.